Molecule: messenger RNA, 1047 nt
Organism: Talaromyces amestolkiae
Lineage: Eukaryota; Fungi; Ascomycota; Eurotiomycetes; Eurotiales; Trichocomaceae
Exons: 1
Coding region: 1-1047 (348 amino acids)
Source: RefSeq, a predicted model, not a curated record
AUGCCUCGAUCUUCUCGAGAAGUAAUCUUGAUCUCCAUUGCCAUAUUGUAUGGCGCCGCUCGAUCAAUCGGUAAACUCGAGGAUGCAAAGACCCAUCUCAGAGCGGCGUCGGAAAUCUUGAAUUCAUGGAUGAAAUUUGAACAGAAGAGUGAUCACGCGUCACGAUCCUCGGGUGAUCUCGCUUCUUUGCUGGAAAUAUUCUCAAAGAUUAGUCUUCAGGCUACUCUUUUUGACGAUAUACUACCCUCUUCAUAUUUGAACGAUAACGAGACCGAAGAUACAACUACAAUGACAUAUGGCCCCAUGAUUGCGAAUCAAUUUCGAAAUGCUAUCGAAGCUCAGAUUGCGCUUGAAACAAUUCAGUCUCGAUUCUUUCGAUUUAUAGUGGUAAAUCGAAGACCCGAAUCCCUCGAUUUCCCAUCUUCUUCACCUUCUGAAAUAACCGUCGCCGACGACAGUCACCAUCCGCCCUUCGUCCACACCGAAAUAGCAAUGUUGAAGAAACAAGUCGCAUUCUGGCGGUCGUCAUUCCAGGAGAUCCUGGACAUGUCAUCGUCUACUCAACCCAGUGGUACGAAAGGACCUGUGAGGUAUCAUACCGCAUUGCUAUACGCGCAACACUGGACACUUUCCGACCUGAUCAGGAGUAGUCAGAGGAUACUACAUGGCCAACAGCCAUCUUCUCCAGAGCUGAACAAUCAUGCCGGACGAGUCCUAUCAUUACUCGAGAAUAAUUUCAUAUUGCCUUCCCCUCAAGCCACGAGCACAGAACGAAUCAUCUGCAAACCCUCUGCCAUGCCCCAACUCUACCUCGAACUAGCACAACAACGCGAUUCCGCUAUGCAGUCCAAAGCAAUUGAACUACUGACGGAUACGCUUAGCCAUGAAGAUAUGACAAACGUGCUCUGUGUACUGAAUACUUUGAUGGCAAUUGGACGCAAAGAGAGUCAUCCGUUCUAUAAUCGUCAGGAUAAUUCGGAGAAUUUGGUGGCUGCGCAGAGAGAGUUGGAGAGGCUUAUUCUAGUCUUGGAUGAGCGGAAGGGUUGA